Molecule: messenger RNA, 1410 nt
Organism: Castor canadensis (American beaver)
Lineage: Eukaryota; Metazoa; Chordata; Mammalia; Rodentia; Castoridae
Gene: Sptssa
Product: serine palmitoyltransferase small subunit A
Biological process (GO): ceramide biosynthetic process
Cellular component (GO): serine palmitoyltransferase complex
Molecular function (GO): serine C-palmitoyltransferase activity
Source: RefSeq, a predicted model, not a curated record
ACGGACGCCAGCGGGCCGCGGGACAGACUGACGUGCGGCUGCAUCGCGGGAGGCGCACGGCGGGGAUGGCGCUGGCGCGGGCCUGGAGACAGAUGUCCUGGUUCUACUACCAGUACCUGCUGGUCACGGCGCUUUACAUGCUGGAGCCCUGGGAGCGGACUGUGUUCAACUCCAUGCUGGUUUCGGUCGUGGGGAUGGCACUGUACACCGGGUACGUCUUCAUGCCUCAGCACAUCAUGGCCAUACUUCACUACUUUGAAAUUGUACAGUGACCAAGAUGUGACCAGGAUCAAGAGGCUCCUUGGGGAAGAUCCACCCUAUGAAGUUGGAGUGAGACUUCAUCAGUUGUCAGAAGAAACUCAACCGGAAUGAACAUAAACAACCUUAUACAUACAAAGACUAAAAUUCAUGAGUGGAACAGGAAAAUCAUCCUGACUCAUGUGUUGUGUUCUUUCUUUUUAAUUUUAAAAGAAGCUCUUGUAUAGUAGUUUUUGUCUAUUUUAACAUUGUAGUCAUUUGUACUUUGAUAUCAGUAUUUUCUUAACCUUUGUGACUGUUUCAAUAUUACCCUGUGAAAGCUUUUCUUAAUGUAACUUUGAGUACAUCUUAAUUGCCUUCUAUUUUUGAAACCCAAGGUCAUUAGUUGGGCUUUACUGUUCUUGCUAUUGUAUGGCAUAUACAUCUGCCUGGAUAUAUUUCUACUCUUGACCAAAGUUUUGUAAGAAACAAUAUAAGAUUUGGGGCAGGGGGAUGGGGAGGGAGGAUAUUUUAUUGAGAACUACUUACAAAAGACUUAUCUGUAAGCUUGAACUCAGGAGUACAGUUUUAGCUGUCUAUACUCUUAACAGCUUUUGCUUUAAAACUAUUAAAGUGUUUCUUAGCAAUGAAAAAGAAAAUAUCUUGCUAAACUUAAUAUGAAGAACAUUUCACAUUUUAACUAUUUAAUUCUUAUGUGGACUUUGAUUCUUGUGAUGAUAGAUGGUUAAAUAGCAUUAUUAGGUAAUGCUUAGAUACACAGUAGAGUUUCUCACAGAAGGUAAUUAGCUUCCUCUGAGUCAUUAUCAAUAGUGUGUCUUUCUUAAACUUAGUUUCAUGAUUGUAACAGGUGCUGCAAAUGUAUUUGCUCAUUGUGAUGUGAUAAGAUGAAUUGUUCAAAACUAUAGCAAAUCUAAGAAGUGUAAACUUGGUUAAAAUCCUUUCACUCUUUGUAUUUUUUUUUUAAAAUUUUUAUUCCUUAGAUGUAAAAUGACUACCUAAUUUUUUGAUGUAAACUGAUUAAAUUCAAAGAGAAAAAAAAUCAGCCAAUGUAGAAAUGUAUCUUUUUCUUUAUGGUUAAAUAAAUAUUGAUCUAGUAGUCAUGUUUCUGAAAUGAUUCCUGUGAGGACCAGAUAAGCAGUAAGUAUAUCUUUU